AUGCUGACGGUGGCUCCCGCCUCCCCGCAGAAGCGCAAGCUGCUGCCCGAGGCCGUGCUGCAGGAGCUGCAGGAGCUGCAGGAGCUGCAGGAUGUGUCCGCGCGGCCCGCUGAGCAGGCUGCAGCAGAUGACCCAGUUACUCCAGGUGAAGAACUUGAUGCUGAGGCUGUACAGCUGGAUGAAGACCAAGUCGAAGUGCAGGAGAAGAAAGGCAAGAAGAGCAAGGGUGCCAGGACAAAAGGGAACUACAUGGCUGUGUGCUUGAAAGACCACAGUGUAACAGGCCUCCACCAGCAGCUCGCCAAAGACUUCCUAAACGCUCAGCUCUAUGGGCCACACACCAACCGGGUACAGGCAAAUGAGUUUUUUUCCCUUGCAAACAAGAAAGCCCCAGUCAAAAAAGCUGCAGUUCAGUUUGUGGACAAGUCUUGGGGGCAAGAUAAAAAGGAAAAAGCGGCAAGAUUUAAGAAACGUUGGCUGGCAACACAGUUCAAAAAUGGAGUCUGAAGACAGCUUUUCCAGAAGAUGCUGCUAAGGACUUUUACACAACACAGGUGUUCUUUCCCCCUUCAUCAUCACUUUGCUUUCAGCUCCAGGCACUGAGCUGUGCCUGCUCAGACUGCCCCAUUCUCUCCCCCUUUCAGAAGUUCUUGGGGAAGCUACAGAGCAGCCAGGCCAGUGUUGUAGAACAGCUGGUGCUAGGACCAGGCUUGCUGAGCUGCCUCCAUGAGGCAAUACCUUUGCAGAGAAUAAAGAUGAGCACUGUUGUACCUACUGUUGUGAUGCUGCAUUCCUUACAGCAGGCAGUUGUUCCUGCUGCUUCAAUGCCUUGUGGCUCUGAGGAAAGGCUGUACCCUAACAGCAGAACCAUUAAAUCAGCUCCCACAGCAGGAC
This is a messenger RNA of Ficedula albicollis (Collared flycatcher), 894 nucleotides long. It is a transcript of the gene NOL7, whose product is annotated as nucleolar protein 7. The coding region runs from base 1 to 507 and encodes 168 amino acids. The record is from RefSeq and is a predicted model, not a curated record. Gene Ontology annotation, cellular component: nucleus. The transcript is spliced from 8 exons. Gene Ontology annotation, molecular function: RNA binding. Lineage: Eukaryota; Metazoa; Chordata; Aves; Passeriformes; Muscicapidae.